Pichia kudriavzevii is the source of this 1326-nucleotide messenger RNA. RefSeq lists its product as uncharacterized. Gene Ontology annotation, molecular function: prephenate dehydrogenase (NADP+) activity; NAD+ binding; prephenate dehydrogenase (NAD+) activity. Gene Ontology annotation, biological process: L-tyrosine biosynthetic process. The record is from RefSeq and is a predicted model, not a curated record. Bases 1 to 1326 code for a protein of 441 amino acids. The transcript has a single exon. NCBI's taxonomy places the organism in Eukaryota, Fungi, Ascomycota, Pichiomycetes, Pichiales, Pichiaceae.
AUGACGAUUCUUUGUGAAGAGGAUAUCAACAGCCUGAAACAGACAAAGACGAUUGGUAUCAUCGGUCUUGGUGAUAUGGGUCUGAUGUACGCCCGGAGGUUUUCCGAAGCUGGUUGGAAGGUCUGUGGUUGUGAUCGUGAGGAACGAUUCACUGAGUUGAAAGAGUCCGUUUCUGCCUUAAUUCCUGAUGUUACGAUUUUGCCAAAUGGGUUUCAUGUUUCACGGGUUGCAGAUUAUAUCAUUUAUUCCGUUGAAGCCGAAAACAUUGGAAAGAUUGUUGCCACUUAUGGUCCUGCGACAAAGUUGAAUGCCAUUGUUGGUGGACAAACAUCAUGUAAGAAUUCUGAAAUUGAAGCCUUUGAGAAGUAUCUCCCACAGGAUGUUGAUAUUGUUUCAGUGCAUUCUUUGCAUGGUCCCAGAGUAGACACCACGGGGCAGCCAUUAGUUCUUAUUCAACAUCGGGCAAGUGAUGAAAAUUUCAAUUUUGUUGAGUCUCUAAUGUCCUGUUUGAAAUCUAAACAUGUCUAUCUAACAUACGAAGAACACGAUAAGAUCACAGCAGACACACAGGCAGUCACUCAUGCAGCUUUCCUUAGUAUGGGUCUUGCAUGGCAUACUACCAAUGAAUAUCCAUGGGAAACCCCCAAAUGGACCGGUGGUAUUGAAAAUGCAAAGAUCAACAUUGCACUGAGAAUCUAUUCAAACAAAUGGCACGUUUAUGCCGGCUUGGCAAUCACCAAUCCUGCUGCUCAUAAGCAAAUCACGCAGUAUGCCAAGUCUAGUGAAGAAUUAUUCACACUGAUGAUUCAAAAUAAGGAGGAUGAACUUUACUCGAGAAUCAUGAAGGCCAAGCAAAAGGUUUUCGGUCAUUUAGGCCCGGACCAUCAGUUAUUGCUAAAUGAUGAUCUAUUACAACAGUAUUCUUUAGGCAAGAAUCCUUCUGGAGCAAUCCAGAUCAAUUCCCACUUAUCCUUGUUGGCGAUUGUUGAUAGUUGGUCCCAGUUGGACAUUGUUCCUUACGACCAUAUGAUCUGUUCGACACCGCUCUUUAGGAUCUUUUUAGGUGUUUCUGAAUAUCUAUUUUGCACUGAUGGUCUCUUAGAGGAAUGUAUUAAGGUAGCCACCUCGAAUACGUCAUUCCGUCAAGAUGAUUUACAAUUCACAAUGGCAUCGAGAGAAUGGGCCAAUAUUGUUAAUUUUGGCAACUUUGAAUUAUACAAAAGGAGGUUUGAGGAGACACAGAAAUUCUUUGAGCCAAUGUUCCCUGAAGCCACCAAAGUUGGCAAUGCAAUGAUUAAGACGAUAUUACAGCACGGAAAGAAAUAA